AUGGACACUAUCGGUCAGUUUGGAGAAUUAUGCGAUUUAUUUAGCCGUUUUCGAGCGCCGGAAGAAGACAAAAGAAUAAAAGAUAUGGUGGAGGUCUUGAACAGAAGGGAUUCCGAUGCGUCCAGCGAUCACUUUAAGCUGGAUGCUACGGCGCUAAACAAACCUCCUGAAGAAGUUUUUGACAUAGUAGGCAAACUCGGGGAAGGUUCAUAUGGCUCGGUUCAUAAGGCAAUUCAUAAAGAAUCUGGUCAUAUCUUAGCUGUUAAAAAAGUGCCUGUAGAUACGGAUUUGCAAGAGAUAAUAAAAGAAAUAAGUAUUAUGCAGCAGUGUGACAGUAAAUAUGUAGUAAAAUAUUAUGGAUCAUAUUUCAAAAAUUCUGAUCUCUGGAUAGUAAUGGAAUAUUGUGGUGCUGGAUCUGUUUCUGAUAUUAUGCGGAUGAGGAAAAAAACUUUAAGCGAAAAAGAAAUAAGUGCAGUUACAAGGGAUGUUUUAAAAGGAUUAAAAUAUCUUCACGAUUUGAAAAAAAUCCACCGAGACAUUAAAGCUGGAAAUAUUUUGUUAAAUAAUGAGGGAAAUGCCAAGUUAGCAGAUUUUGGAGUUGCGGGCCAGUUAACGGACACGAUGGCUAAACGUAAUACUCUCAUUGGAACACCAUUCUGGAUGGCUCCUGAAGUAAUUCAAGAAACUGGUUAUGAUACGAAAGCUGAUAUAUGGUCUUUAGGCAUUACAGCGAUGGAAAUGGCCGAGGGACGCCCUCCUCAUGCUGAUAUUCAUCCAAUGAGAGCAAUUUUUAUGAUUCCGACGAAGCCUCCUCCCACCUUUAAGAACCCGGCAGACUGGUCAUCCGAGUUUAUAUCGUUUGUUUCUCAAUGCCUCAUUAAAAAUCCAGAAGAGCGCAAAUCUGCUACAGAGUUGCUUGAGCAUUCUUUCAUAAUAAAUGCCCCAUCAGCUGCAAUUUUAAAGGAGAUGAUUGAAGACGCCCGGACUUGUGCUGAAGCCGCUGCAGCUAAAAAUGUUGACUUGGAAGGCGACGUCGAUGCCACGAUGGUGAAAGGUGUCGAGGGGACAGAAGGAAGUACUAUAGAGGAUGGAACACUUAUACAACACGAUCUUACUCCAAAAAAAGAAACUGAUACAGCGGUCAGUAGUUCGCUUGAGCAACGUUUGCAAGCCAUGAGAAUGAAUGCUUCCCCUCCUGGCGGCACCGCAUUUGUUUUUGCCAAGCCUCCAGCGAGUGAGGAACAGAGUCCACAGAGGCAAAAUAUGGAUUCUGAUAUGGCUGCUCAGUUUGAUUACUAUGUUAACGAAAAAGUGGCGAAUCAGAGAUCUUCACUGGUAAAUGCUCAGAAAAAUGGCGAGAAUUAUGGUGUAGUAGGUCCGGCGGGUGGCAGUGCUGGAGCAGUAGACAGUUCUUUGGAUUCGCCUGGCUCUUUCGGAAGUUCUGCUUAUGACCAGCAUUUUAAUCGUGCAUUUAUUGAUGGCGAUUACAGUUUUUCAAAUCUUGAUGCUGAAAUGGAUAUUGAGCUACGGGAGCUGCAGAGUAGAUAUCAAACGAAGCGUCAACCUAUAUUAGAUGCUAUAAAAAACAAGAAGACCAACUCAACUCGAUUUUAA
This is a messenger RNA of Enterobius vermicularis (human pinworm), 1614 nucleotides long. NCBI's taxonomy places the organism in Eukaryota, Metazoa, Nematoda, Chromadorea, Rhabditida, Oxyuridae. The record is from the annotation of a GenBank genome assembly.